AUGAAUGAACAAUCAGCUACUCGAACAAAAGAGCUGAUAUUGGGGUACUCCCCGUCAGAUCUAUCUUUAUUCAGCCCGUCGUCGUUUCUACAUAGUUUUGACUUUAUUAAUUUCAACAACAAUCCCACAGUUCUGUCACAAUCCAAGAAGUACAAACUCACAAUUCCCCAUCCAUUGUACUCUAAAUAUGGUAAUGCUUUGAAUCCAGAGUUUGCUUACGUUGUGGGAGAAAUUAUUACUUUAUUUUUUGGUAUUCUCCUAGCAUUUAGGUUAUUGAAAUUGCUUUUAAAACUGAGGAAGCAAUCUGUCAUAAAGGCACCUAGGCCAGCUCUUCAGAGUUUCAAAAUAAUGUUGAUCUUAGCUCAAGUGUCUUUUUUGGUUCUGCUUUGGUUCUUGACUAAAUUACCAGUCCUUUUUGCAUUGAUUUCAACUACAGCACUAGCACUUGUUGUCGCAAGCAUUGAAUUUAGAGUCUCACCUGUCCCAGUUGCUGAAUCAUUAUUGUUUUGGAUUACGAAUUCAGCAUAUUUAUUUGCUGUAUUUGUUCAAGACUCAGUUUCGAAACAUAAAAUUUUUGGCCCUAAUGGUCCAUCAUUCAUUUUGGAAGUAUUUUUAGUUGUCACCAGUUUGUCCGUUUUCAUUUUGGAGGUUGGUUAUUACAAGCCCGGAUUUGAUGACUCUAGCCUACCAUUUAUGGAAAAAGUGAAUUUGUUUUCGUACAUUACUUUUUACUACCUACAACCACUAAUAGACCAGAUAUAUAAGACCAAUGAUGUCAAGUUCGAAGACUUGCCAAAAGUACUAGGCAAACUUUCAUGUGAUGAAACUAAACCAAGAGUUAUUAAGCACUGGGAUGUACAAAGGGCCAAAGCCAAAAAUAAACCUAGCUGGGUAGCAAAGUUGUGGGCUCUUAUUAGAAGAAAGAAGGUCGAGAACAAGCCAAAUUUGUUUGCUGCUAUAUUUGGCGCUUUUGCCUCCGAAUUUUACAAGAAUUUUGUUCUAAACGUUAUCCAAACUGCUUUGGUUUUUGCCCAACCGUUUGUUUUGAGAAAGUUUAUCCAGUUCUUCACUGCUUACUUUUAUAACCACGAAAAACCUCCAAUAAUCAUCGGGUACUUCUGGGCAGCCACGAUGUUUGCAAUUUCCUGCACAAAUUUUAUCACAUUCAACCAAGCAUUUACCUUGCAAUUCAAUAUCGGGGCUGGUAUCCAGUCGUCCUUGACAACAAUCAUUUACGAAAAAGCGUUACGCUUAUCGCCACAAUCACGCAAAAACAAGCCUACUGGUGACAUUAUCAACCACAUUACCAUGGACAUUGACAUUAUUUUCUGGUUUUGCUGGAGUCUUGGGGAAUUUAUCUCAGCACCGUUAAAAUUGGUUGUUUGUUUAUUUUCCUUGUACCAAUUGUUUCGUAAUGCUACUUGGGCCGGUGUUUUAACUGCCACAAUUGUCACACCAUUGGCCACUUAUGUCAAUGCUUCCAUGUCAAAGAAUUACAUUCAAUUAAUGAAGGAUAAGGAUGACAGAACAAGUUUGAUUACGGAAAUUUUGAACUCGGCAAAGAGUAUAAAGUUCUAUUCGUGGGAGAAACCAAUGUUGGAACGUUUGAGUCAUGUGCGUAAUGAUAGGGAGUUGACCAACAUCAAGAAGAUUGGUGUUGUCAGUGCCUUGGCCCAGUUCUUAUGGUCCUGUAUUCCAUUCUUUGUCAGUUGUGCAACCUACGCAGCUUAUUCUUAUUUCUACAAAGUUCCUUUAACUCCAGAUAUUGUUUUCCCAGCAUUGGCGUUGUUUGACUUGUUAUCUGAGCCUAUGUUGUUGAUUCCCAACUUUAUUGUUGAUAUAAUUGAAGUUUCGACUUCGUUGUCACGUAUCGGUGAGUUACUUUGUCUAGAUGAAUUGGCCGACGAUCAGAAUGGCCAUGUGAAGAGAGAUUUAAAUGGAAAAGACAAUGCUGAAGAUUCUGUUAUUGUGAAAAAUGCAACCUUCAUUUGGAAUGCAAAUACAGACGAUUCACUGGAGUACAGAGAUGAAGAGAGUGAAAUUCAAGAAACUCCAACUACAAACAUUGCUUUAAAAGAUAUCAGCUUUGUUGCUAAAAAGAGCAAACUAACAUGUAUUGUUGGAAAAGUUGGUAGUGGGAAGUCAUCAUUAAUCAAGGCUAUCUUGGGUGAUAUUCCAAUCCAGAUUCCAGCAUUUUCCGAUGAAAGUUCAGCUCCUUCCCCAAGCGUGGAGACAUUUGGAUCGAUCGCAUAUUGUCCGCAAAACCCAUGGAUCUUGAAUGGUACAGUUAAGGAAAACAUUUUGUUUGGUCAUAAAUACGAUUCCGAGUUUUACAGAAAGACGAUCAUUGCUUGUGAGUUGGUAUCAGACUUUAAGAAUUUGCCUGAUGGAGACCAAACUGUCGUUGGAGAAAAAGGGAUAUCAUUAAGUGGUGGCCAAAAGGCGCGUAUUUCCUUGGCAAGAGCUGUAUAUGCAAGAGCUGACAUAUAUCUUCUUGAUGACGUGUUAUCUGCUGUUGAUGCUCAUGUGGGCAAAAACUUGAUUAAGCAAGUUUUAUCUGAUACUGGUAUUAUUGGUGACAGAACUAAAGUUUUGGCCACAAAUUCCGUUCCUGUUUUGCAUGAAGCCAAUGACAUUUAUCUUUUGGCAGGUGGUGCAGUGAUUGAGCAUGGUAAUUACAGCACUGUUAUGAAAAGCAAAGGAGCUUUGGCAUCUUUGAUUAAAGAGUAUGGAAGGAAAAAAGAAGAUAAAGAUGAGGGUACGUCUGAUGAGCCAGUGCCAGAGCACACUUCGCUGGAAGAAUUGGUAAAUGCUACACCAGUAGAUCCAAAACAGGCACUCCAAACCGAAGACUUGGUGGAUGAGAUCGUUGACUAUGUCGGAGAAGAAAAUAGGGGUGUUGUCCAACAAUCAGUAUUGCGUCGUGCUUCAUUGGUAUCAUACAAUCACUCUUACGACAAAGAUGAAGAGGAACAAGACGGAGUUGUUAGGAAAACGGGACACACCGAGGAAGAAACACGGAAGGGUACUGUUCCAUGGGAUAUUUUCAAGCAAUACAUUGUCGCCUGUGACUACAAGUAUUUUUCCAUCUACGUAAUAGGUACUUUGUUAACCUUGCUAAUCACCGUUGGUGAGAAGUAUUUAUUGAGUUACUGGUCAGGACUAAACAAGGAAGAGAAUAAGACGGUUAAUCCUACUUUCUUCUUGGGUCUUUAUGCAGCAUUUGGUGUCCUUUCCGGUUUAUUGACAUACUUGACUGCCCUUGUUAUUUGGGGAUAUUGUAUUGUAAAAGGAGCUGCUUAUUUCCACAACAAGAUGGCAAACUCGGUCUUGCAUUCGCCGAUGUCUUUCUUUGACACAACUCCCGUUGGUCGUAUUUUGAACAGGUUUACUGAGGAUAUUGGUAAGAUCGACAUGCAUUUUCCAUGGAUGUUAAUAGGUUUCAUCACUACGGUACUCAACGGGUUAGUUACAUUUGGAGUCAUAUUUUAUUCGCUUCCUGCAAUGUUUUUUGUUAUUGCUGGUUUAUUGUUUGUUUACAAUUACUUCAGAGUUAGGUUUAUUCCAACAGCAAGAGAGUUAAAGCGAAUCGAGUCUGUCGCCAAGUCUCCAGUUUUGGCCACUAUACAAGAAUCAAUCAAUGGUGUUGAAACCAUCAAGGCAUUUCUUCAACGUGACAGAUUUGUUCACAAGAGCAAAAAGUUUGUCGACGACAAAGCAUUAAUUGGAGUUGUUAUCCAAUACUGUAACAGAUGGUUAUCCAUGAGGUUGCAAUUCAUUUCGUCUAGUAUUAUGUUUUGCACAGCAUUAUUGGCAGUGGUCAGUUUAGGUGGUAAGCAUCCCAUCUUGCCAAGUGUUUUGGGGUUUGUAAUGACGUAUUCAUUGACUAUUACUUAUAUUUUGAAUUCGGUGGUUAGAUACUGGGCUGAUAUGCAAUCUGGUGGGGUGGCUAUUGAAAGAAUUAUUGAGUAUUGUGAUUUACCCUCUGAAGCACCAAUGAUUAUUGAAGAAAAGAGACCAGAAAAGACAUGGCCAGCUCAUGGUGUUGUUAAUUUCAAAAAGUACAGCACUGCUUAUAGAGCGCAUUUAGACCCCGUGUUGCGUGAAAUAGAGUUGACUAUUGCAUCAAAAGAAAAAGUGGGUAUUGUUGGAAGAACAGGUGCUGGAAAAUCAUCGUUGACUUUGGCCUUGUUCAGA
Molecule: messenger RNA, 4197 nt
Organism: Lodderomyces margitis
Lineage: Eukaryota; Fungi; Ascomycota; Pichiomycetes; Serinales; Debaryomycetaceae
Product: BPT1
Exons: 1
Biological process (GO): transmembrane transport
Cellular component (GO): membrane
Molecular function (GO): ABC-type transporter activity; ATP hydrolysis activity; bilirubin transmembrane transporter activity
Source: RefSeq, a predicted model, not a curated record